Messenger RNA from Mesorhabditis spiculigera, 2256 nucleotides. The record is from the annotation of a GenBank genome assembly. NCBI's taxonomy places the organism in Eukaryota, Metazoa, Nematoda, Chromadorea, Rhabditida, Rhabditidae.
AUGGAGGAGGGCCUGUUCUACCAGGAGCGUUUCUUCGCCAACGACGCCGGUGGCGAUGCUGGCCAAGAAAGCGUGGCCGAGUACAAGGAAAUCUGCAACAACUUCCGGCGCUUCAUCCGCGAGUACAACGUCGGAGGCUUCGGCAUGAUCUAUCGUGAGCAAUUGAAGCAGAACUACAACUUGGGCAAGUACCACCUGGAUGUGUCACUCAACCACCUUCAACUUUUCGACGAGGAUGCCGCGCAAAAGCUUCGCACUGCUCCGGUCCGCUUCAUGCCCGCGCUUGAGGAGGCAGCGAAAAUCGUUGCCGAUGAAGUCACCAGGCCGCGCCCCGACGGCCAGGAAGAGAUGGAAGACAUUCAGGUGACGUUGACUCUCGACGAGUACCCAUCGACUAUCCGCAAAGUGAAGAGCAGCCAAGUGUCCCAGAUUGUCAAGAUCUCUGGUAUCAUCAUCGCUUCGAGCCAGGUCCGCGCCAAGGCCACCAAAAUCUCACUACAAUGCCGACAGUGCCGUCACACUGUCGGAGAUGUGCGCAUCAAGGCCGGGUUCGACGGUUAUUCGCUUCCUCGUCAAUGUGGAGCUCCACAAGCGGGACAAUCCCAGCGUUGUCCCCUGGAUCCGUACGUGAUCCUCCCCGAUAAGUGCGUCUGCGUCGACUUCCAGACCCUCAAGCUUCAGGAGAACCCAGAGGAUGUCCCUCAUGGAGAAAUGCCGCGCCAUCUGCCUCUCUACGUCGAUCGCUACCUGACCGAUCAGGUGUACCCGGGAUGCCGCGUCACGAUCGUGGGCGUGUUCUCGAUUCGGAAGGCUUUCCAAGGGAGAAAUUCGGAGAAGUCGCUGAGCGGCAUCCGCACCCCGUACAUGCGCGUCUUGGGCAUCAAGGUGGAGACUACUGGAGCCGGACGCACUGGUACCACCGAGUUCACUCCGGAGCAGGAACGCGCUUUCCGUGAAAUCGCGAAGCGCAGCGAUGUCUACGAGCUGCUGUCCAAGUCGAUUGCUCCCUCAAUUUUCGGUUCUGUCGAUAUCAAGAAAUCGAUUGCCUGUCUGCUAUUUGGUGGCUCUCGCAAGAGGAUGCCCGAUGGGAUCACUCGACGUGGUGACAUCAACGUGUUGCUGCUCGGUGACCCCGGAACGGCCAAGUCGCAGCUGCUCAAGUUCGUCGAGAAGGUUUCUCCCAUCGGAGUCUACACUUCCGGAAAAGGAUCUUCUGCUGCCGGUUUGACCGCCUCGAUCAUUAGGGACCCCACUUCUCGCGGCUUCAUCAUGGAGGGCGGCGCGAUGGUGUUGGCUGACGGUGGAGCAGUGUGCAUUGACGAGUUCGACAAGAUGAGGGAGGAUGACCGCGUGGCCAUCCACGAGGCUAUGGAGCAGCAAACGAUCUCGAUCGCCAAGGCUGGGAUCACCACCACUCUCAACUCGCGCUGCUCGGUCCUCGCUGCGGCCAACAGCGUUUAUGGAAGGUGGGAUGAUUCACGCGGAGCUGAUAACAUCGACUUCCUGCCGACUAUCCUGUCCCGUUUCGACAUGAUCUACAUUGUCAAGGACACGCACGACGUCAACCGCGAUGAGACGCUCGCCAAACAUAUCAUCGACGUUCACGUCACGGCGUCACGCUCGAAGACCGAUCAUAUUUCAGUUGAAGGGUUGGAGAUGGCCCCCGAGAAGAUGGAGACCUUUGACAAGGACGGAUACCUGACUCUCGACUUCUUCAAGAAGUACAUCUCGUACGCGCGCGCUAACUGCGGCCCAAGACUGACGGACCAGGCCAGUGAUAAGCUCAUCAACCACUACGUGCGAAUGCGCAACCCGCAAGCCGAGGAGCCGGCUCAGAAUCGUAUUGGAAAGCAGAAGCCGAGCGCGAUCCCGAUCACCGUCCGUCAGCUCGAGGCCAUUGUUCGCAUGAGCGAGGCUUUGGCUAAGAUGGAACUUCUACCUUUCGUCAACGAGCGUCAUGUCGAGGAAGCACUUCGCUUGUUCCGCGUUUCCACCAUGGAGGCUGCCGCGACCGGAAAUCUUGCUGGCGUGGAAGGCUUCACCAGCAACGAGGAGCAGGAAACCAUCUCGCGCAUCGAACGCCAGCUGAAGAAGCGCUUCGCCGUCGGCACCCACGUCAGCGAGCACCUGAUCGUUCAAGACUUUGUCCAUCGCCAACAUUACCAGGAGGGCCUCGUCAAGAAGGUCAUCCAUUCGCUGAUCCGACGCGGCGAAAUUCAGCAGAAGAUGCAGCGCCGCAUGCUGUUCCGCGUCCGC